AUGUCAAAGAUACUACCGUUUGUCGAGGAUACCCAACCGCUGGUAGGAGAACACGAGAAAUCGGCUACUCCAAGCAUGACGUCGAUACUUCAUGAAAACAUCUCAUCGCAAAAUCCAUCAGCAGCCGAAACGAAGGAAAAUACGCCAAAUAACAAUAAUGGUGGAAAUAAUAGAAAGGAAGGGGUGACGUCUCUUUCAUUUGACCAGGUUAAUGAUAAUGCGGACGAAUUAAUAGAACUCCGUGGUGAGGGAAGAUAUUUUGGGGUCACCGAUCCAAGUUCUGGUACAACCAUCAACUCGUUGCAGAGCAUGGGCCCAUUAUGUGCAAAUUGCCAUAAAAGAGGCCAUAUAAGGGCUAAAUGUAAGACAGUUGUGUGCCAUAAAUGUGGGGUUGUGGGCGAUCAUUAUGAAACUCAAUGCCCAACUACAAUGGUAUGCUCGAGAUGCGGAUUGAAGGGCCAUGUUGCCAUCAAGUGUAAGAAUAAGCUCAAAAAGAGACAGUAUUGUAAACAUUGCGAUACGUUCAACCAUGGAGACGAUAUGUGUCCUAGCAUUUGGAGGUCAUAUUUAACAUUACCCACACCUAAAAGUGACGAUGAGAAUGACAAAUACGAAAGCACAGUGUUGCCAGUGGUGUACUGUUAUAAUUGUGGCGACGAUGAACAUUACGGGGAUGAAUGCCCAGAACCUAGAACUUCAAGGAUACCGUGUGUAAACGGCAGUGCCUUCAGUGGAACUAAUUUGCCCAGACAUUUAAGAUCGCUUUAUUUUGAUCGCAUCAACUCCACUAAACCGAACACCCAGAAGAAACUACAAAACGCUAAACCCACCUACACCAACAACUAUGCCAACAACAGCAACAACAGUAAUUAUGGAAACAAGGGCAGCUAUAAUAAUGGUUCGUAUAGGAAUAACUUCACCAAUUAUAACGAUUACAACUACAAUUCAAACUCAAAUUUCAACAGACAGCCUAUAGAUAACAACUUCAACGGCUAUUACAACAACAACAACAACAACAUUAAUAGUCAUAUACAUUUCAAGCCAAAUUCUAGACAUCCUGCCAAGUCGGAUAAGCCUAAUCCGUCCAGAUCAGGGGUUAUACCCAGUUCAAAUUCAAAGAAAAACAAUAAAAAACCUACAAGAUCAGGUUUUAUAGACAAAAAUAAAAACAAGGUCAGUAAACCGAACUCGCUGCAUAAACCCACAAGAUCAGGAUUAAUAGAAAGUAGUGGGAAUAGGGCCAAGAAACAAGGUGUAAAGAAUAUAAAGAAUUUGUAUUAG
Messenger RNA from Debaryomyces hansenii CBS767, 1281 nucleotides. Its product is annotated as TRAMP complex RNA-binding subunit. Bases 1 to 1281 code for a protein of 426 amino acids. Gene Ontology annotation, molecular function: zinc ion binding; nucleic acid binding. The record is from RefSeq and is a predicted model, not a curated record. NCBI's taxonomy places the organism in Eukaryota, Fungi, Ascomycota, Pichiomycetes, Serinales, Debaryomycetaceae. The transcript has a single exon. Gene Ontology annotation, biological process: polyadenylation-dependent RNA catabolic process.